AUGACAACUUUUGUAAAAGAUAUUAAGGAAAUACCGAGUUUGAAACCUCCCCAAGAAACAUUUGUUGAUGAUCCAACAUCAUUAAGUGAGAUAAACUUAGAUGAUUUAGUAUUUGAUUUACAAAAUGGAUUAAAAAAUUUAAAUAAUUUACAUAUUUUACAUAUUAUUUUCAUAUAUUCAAUUACUUUAAAAUUUAUAAUUAAAUUACAACAACAUCCUGAAUUAUUUGAAAAGUUUAGAAAUCAAGUAAUUGAAAAUUUAGGUGUUAAAGAUUUAUUAAAUGAGUUAGAAUCACAUUCUUCUCGAUCUCCAUCGAUAUGUGAUGAUAAUGAAACAAGAUUAAAAAUUGAUACUUCAAAUACUCAAAUAUUUAAUAAUUUAAAUUCUUCAAAUACUUCAAUAUCAACAAAUACGGAAACUAGUGGGUCAUCAUCAUCUUCAUCUACUACUUCAGCUACUUCAUCAUCGAGUGAUUUAAAUAAUCAACCAAAAGAUAAUAAUAAUAAUAUAAGGAUGGAUGAACCGAAUUUAACAAUUUUAAAAGACCAUUCACAUGAUGAUAGUAAUGAUUCAUUGACAGAAGUAAGAAAAUUUGAUCAUAAUUUUGGAGAAAUUUUAAUGAAUAAUGAUAAAAAUAUUUCAAUAUUUGCAGAUGAGAAUAUUGAUGAUAUAAGAUACAAAGGCAAUAAUAACGAUAAUAAUGAUAAUAAAACUGAACCAGUAUACAUACCAUUAGAAAAACUAAUAGAAACUACGAACUUACAAACUCCAGAAGAAUUAGAAACUGAAAAUAAUCAAAAAGAACUUAAAAAGCUAAGUAAAGAAAUUUAUAAUUCACAAAAAGUCAAAUCAUCAAUAAAUCAUCAACACCUAAUAAAAAUUUUUAAUUUAAUAAAAUUACCAAAUUUAUCAAUUCAAAAUUUUUUAUUAAGAAUAAAUCAAUAUUCAUCAUCAAUUUCUAAAGUGGCAUAUAUAAAUUCAAUAUAUUUAAUUUAUAAAAUUUCAAUAAUUUUAAAUUUUAUACCACUAACUAAUGAAAAUAGUUAUAGAUUAAUUAUAUCAAGUUUAAGAACAAAUAUAAAAAAUUUAGAUGAUUUAUAUCAAAAACAAAAAAUUUUUAAAAAUGUUAUUGGAUUAAAUUUAAAAGAUUUAUUGAAAUUGGAAAUUAGUUUUUGUUAUUUAAUUAAUUUUAAUUUUAAUUUUAAUUUAAAUUAUAAUUUUGAAAAUACACUCAAAAAUUUUUUAAAUUUUGAAUUUAUUGAAUUAGUUAAUUUUUUUAAAUUUGAAUUAUUUGAUGAUUAUAUUGAUAUUGUUAAUGGACUCUCAACUUAA
Messenger RNA from Lodderomyces pseudojiufengensis, 1332 nucleotides. RefSeq lists its product as uncharacterized. Gene Ontology annotation, biological process: regulation of cyclin-dependent protein serine/threonine kinase activity. Gene Ontology annotation, cellular component: cyclin-dependent protein kinase holoenzyme complex; nucleus. The transcript has a single exon. Gene Ontology annotation, molecular function: protein kinase binding; cyclin-dependent protein serine/threonine kinase regulator activity. Bases 1 to 1332 code for a protein of 443 amino acids. The record is from RefSeq and is a predicted model, not a curated record. NCBI's taxonomy places the organism in Eukaryota, Fungi, Ascomycota, Pichiomycetes, Serinales, Debaryomycetaceae.